AAGACCUAACCCUUGUUUCACCAACACACACCCUACAUUGAUUCCUCAGAUUCUUACAUUACAACUUCAGUGUUCUGUUUCUUAUUUUCAGUUCAAAACAUGUCUGCAAACGGUGUUCCCAAGAGGGCUUACGUCACUUUCUUGGCCGGCAAUGGGGAUUAUGUGAAAGGUGUUGUCGGCUUAGCCAAGGGUUUGAGGCAUGUUAAGUCUUUGUACCCUUUGGUGGUGGCUGUUCUGCCUGAUGUUCCCGGAGAGCACCGCGAGAUCAUCCGCUCACAGGGCUGCAUUGUUCGCGAGAUUGAGCCUGUUUAUCCGCCGGAGAACCAGGCACAGUUUGCAAUGGCUUAUUAUGUCAUCAACUAUUCUAAACUUCGUAUUUGGGAGUUUGUGGAGUACGAGAAGAUGAUAUACUUGGAUGGUGAUAUUCAAGUGUUCGGCAAUAUCGAUCACCUUUUUGAGCUUGACGAUGGCUAUUUCUAUGCCGUCAUGGACUGCUUCUGUGAGAAAACAUGGUCCAGUUCUCCUAAGUACAAGAUUGGAUAUUGCCAACAAUGCCCGGAAAAAGUUGACUGGCCGACUUCAAUGGGGUCGCCGCCGCCGCUCUAUUUCAAUGCCGGCAUGUUCAUUUACCAGCCUGAUCUUGUCACUUACCGCCGCCUCUUGGACACUCUCAAAGUCACUGCUCCUACUUCCUUUGCUGAGCAGGACUUUCUGAAUAUGUUCUUCAGGGAGAUUUACAAGCCGAUCCCUCCUGUUUACAACCUCGUCUUGGCUCUUCUAUGGCGCCACCCUGAAAAUAUAGACCUUGGGAAAGUCAAGGUCGUUCAUUAUUGUGCUGCGGGAUCAAAGCCAUGGAGGUACACUGGGAAGGAAGAAAACAUGGAGAGAGAGGACAUAAAGAUGUUGGUGAAGAAGUGGUGGGAAAUUUACGAAGAUGAAUCUCUGGAUUACAAGGGAUCUGCCAUUGAUGAACACAGAAAUCUCAGCUCCAUCAUCUCUAAGCUUAAUAAAGAUGAUGUUGUCGAUAACGAGAGGAAAGCACCAUCUGCAGCUUAAACAAUUCAUAUAAUCCAUUGAUUGU
Messenger RNA from Hibiscus syriacus, 1081 nucleotides. RefSeq names its product galactinol synthase 2-like. The transcript has 4 exons. Bases 100 to 1056 code for a protein of 318 amino acids. Gene Ontology annotation, molecular function: glycosyltransferase activity. NCBI's taxonomy places the organism in Eukaryota, Viridiplantae, Streptophyta, Magnoliopsida, Malvales, Malvaceae. The record is from RefSeq and is a predicted model, not a curated record.